This is a messenger RNA of Aphidius gifuensis, 972 nucleotides long. Its product is annotated as alpha- and gamma-adaptin-binding protein p34-like. The record is from RefSeq and is a predicted model, not a curated record. The transcript is spliced from 6 exons. The coding region runs from base 138 to 965 and encodes 275 amino acids. NCBI's taxonomy places the organism in Eukaryota, Metazoa, Arthropoda, Insecta, Hymenoptera, Braconidae.
UAUUUGCAUGUAUGUGUUGUGUGUGUGUCAGUCAAAUUGACAUUUCGGAACAAAAACAUAAAUACACAUCUAUUUUGUUUAUAUUUUUAUUUAGAUAUAAAAUUUUGUGUCUGAUAUUAAUUAAGCUUUAAUUUAUAAUGGAUCUUCCACGUGUGCUUGUUUUAAGCUCAAAUAUUGAAAAAAUAACAAAAAUAGCCAAAGAUUUAGAUUCAAAAUUUGUUGCUGAAAGUAAUAAUGUUAAAUUUUACACUUGGGAUAUUAUAAAUAAAUAUUACAAUGCCAAAGUAAUGCUGUGUGUAACUGAUAAUAUAACACCUGAAAUAUCAAUUGACAACAUUGAAGCUGUUUUGCUCCAUUAUGAUCCAACAAUUGAUGAAUCACAAACAAUAUCAUUGGAUAAUUAUUUACCAUUUAUAAAAACACUUACUGAAGCUGAUGUUUUUCUUCUUGCUUGUGAUAAAUUUCCAGAUUCAACUAAACGAGAUGAAGUAUCAGAAUGGUGUCAUGUGAAUAAUUUUGAAUUAGUCGAUAUGGAAGCAUCAGAAUCAUCAGAUAAUGAUAAUGAUGAUGAUAUUAUUGAAGGUGAAAAAUAUGGUCUUGAAAGAAUUAUCGAAGUAUUGCAUACCCAUACCUGGCCAAACAGAUCACUCAAAGGUAUUCCUCAUGGCAGAAUAUCAACAUCAAAUGAACCGGAUGUUAGCCAAGUUGAGGAUCAAUUGGAAAACAUAAGAUUAAUUCCAACAGGGGAUCCAAGUCAACACAUGCUCAUGAACAGUGUACUAGAUGGUAUAAUGGGUGAUGAAAAUGCUGAUUUUGGUGAAUUAUUUGGUCAAUUAAUGGCAAUGAAACAACAUGCAACAACACUCACGUCAAGUAAUCGUCGUGCAGCUGCUGAACAAUUAGUGACUGCUUUUUGGAGAUCAAUUGGUGGUGAUCCAUCAGAACUUGAAGAUAUGGAUGAAUAAAUUUAAU